This is a messenger RNA of Dibothriocephalus latus, 1545 nucleotides long. The record is from the annotation of a GenBank genome assembly. NCBI's taxonomy places the organism in Eukaryota, Metazoa, Platyhelminthes, Cestoda, Diphyllobothriidea, Diphyllobothriidae.
AUGGGAGCCUCGCUUUUUGUUAUAAUAAAGCGUGCAGGAAAGAUGGAAUACGUUAUGAAUUACGACGAUCAGCUGCGAACAUUAUUCAGAGAAAUUACGUGCCUACGCCGGUUCGGUUGCCCAAUGACGCCUCUGGCGAUCGAACUCGACCGACGUUCCAAGCUCAUUAAAACAAGGACAGGAAAACUUCGAACAACGGAGGACAACAUCGAGGAAUUUAUGCGCAUACUGCAACAGGCCCACGACGUGUCAUCCAUGCGUAUCGCUGCGAUUCUGGACACGAUUAGUACCUUCAGACUGGCACUCUUGCCCGAACAGCCGGAAGAAAUGGUCUACUACCUGAACGGAGGCCCUCGGGACACGGGUGCACAGGUGCCGGUGAAGCAGAGUGGUGGUUCAGCCUGGUACCUGCAUGAAAUUCUCCGACGUUCCAGCCUCCAGGCCGCCAAGACCACUGCGGACAUCCAACAGCUCUCCACAGCUGCCUAUGAUGCUGCACAGGACUACGUUAACAUUCUCGCGAAAGACUUUGACAAAUUCCUUGAGGAGUAUGCCGCCAACGCGGAUGCCUUUCCGGACAAUCAGACCAUGGGCAGUGGGACAAGUCAAGAAUACCCCGGUCGAAUGACAAACCGACGGUCAACAAGGAUGCCGGUAGCUAAAGAGCAGACCGUCAAGCAACAGAACGCCGCCAAUACAAAGAGAAUCAUCAAAAAGACCUAUGAUGCAAUUGACGAAACAAUACGUUCUUUUGGACAGAAAACGCUGGAUGCGAUAACCAAGGCCGUAAGAAACACCCUGGAGGAACUCUGGCGUAGUCUAUGUGCCAAGGAGGCUUCCGUUCUAAUGAAGGAUAUACCAAUAGGACAAACGCUCAAAAGAGCGGGUGUUCAGGCCUACCCAGUCGUCAAGUGUGAAAUUUUGCUCAAUGGCGAUAAGCUGGUGCUGAAACCGUCGCUGGAAGAGAUACAGUCCGGCAUCCGGGUUCUCCUGAAUACAGUCCUUCUUUCCAUGAAGACAAUCCGAAAAUGGACUGAGGACGGACGAAAGCUGAAAAAUGCUGAGCCGGCCAGGUCUAUGUCACGUACGACCACCAUCACUCCCAUGGGCAGUUCUCAGGAGGUGGACUCUAAUUGCUAUGCGGACGUGCGACACGACCGAGAAGUUUAUCGUUCGCAGACACAGUUACUCAGUUGGAUGUCCUCCACAAAGCGCAUCCUUUUUUUGCCUAACGACGAGUUGCGGGAAAUCAAGUUGGUUACAGAACCCUUCGAGCACUUUACCAAGCUCUGGACACUCAUCCCCGAAGACGAGGUUGAGGUCUUUUUGACGGAACAUACUGAACCGACCUUAGUCGAAUUUGAAACGAAAUUCAUGAAACUGGAUGAAAUUGAGAAAGACCUGGCUGACACAUGGGACAUCUACUACGUUGGCCCACUUGAGAUCCACACUACUGGCUUUAAAAGCCUUGCUCUUAAGAGACUACGGGAGCACCAAACGGUUAGCCCCUUUAAUCUGCCGAAAGUUUUCAAUUAUACUGAUUAG